This is a messenger RNA of Folsomia candida, 2892 nucleotides long. RefSeq lists its product as uncharacterized. The transcript has 2 exons. Gene Ontology annotation, molecular function: protein kinase activity; ATP binding. The coding region runs from base 93 to 2834 and encodes 913 amino acids. Gene Ontology annotation, biological process: protein phosphorylation. NCBI's taxonomy places the organism in Eukaryota, Metazoa, Arthropoda, Collembola, Entomobryomorpha, Isotomidae. The record is from RefSeq and is a predicted model, not a curated record.
UACUUUAUUUCUCUCGUCGGUUUCAAAGCUACAAACACUUACAAAAAUCACUCCAGCUAAGUUAACAUUUCUCUCGAAAUAAUUCUGAUCAAAUGGAACCAGAAACAAAUACCGUGGUAUUCUACAACGAGAAAGAAAUAUAUUUGAAAUCGAAAGGACAAUUUAAUUCCAAUCUCGAUUCUCUAACAUUUCCCAUUUUGGAUACACAGACCAAGAUAAGAUUCGACAUGAUUAUAAUCCCUCAAAAAACAACUCGAGAAGAUUUAUCCUCGUUAGUGCCGCAAAUAGUCGCAAACUUUGAGAAUUUGUCACACUAUGAACAUCCCAACAUUUUAAACUUUAUUGAAACCUAUCCCAGAACAUUUGCAAAAAUGGACAUGGAGCAUUGGGAGAAGAUGGAAAAUGGGAAAAUUUUCUUAGAUAAAAUUCAUCCUUCAGGAAAGGUGUCAUUAUCACUGGAAGCAACCUGUAUCAAAACACAACACCCAUCCGGACCAUCAUUGACCCUCUGGAUUGAUUUAUUUCGAAGUCGAAAACAUGACCCGAUGUUCCAAAACAUUCAAGUCACCAUAAUCCAAAAUGUUAUUGACAGGCUAAAAUUUCUUCAUGAGAAGUCUGUCUUCCACGGGAAUCUAUCCCCCAGUUGUGUUCACCUGUCUGGCGACACUCCACCAGUGAAAAUUUGUCUUGUUGCAUGUGACACUGCGACGCAAUGCCUAGAAAGAAAAUAUUUACGCGAUCUCGGUAAAAUAAUUCAAACCGUCAUAGAAAUGUCAAACUCUACAACUUCCCUUGACUCGGAGGACUUUCACGCUAUUGUGACACACCCGUUUAUUGCAAAUGCUGCCGACCUAGUUCGCCAUCUGGUAUCAACCGGUCAAGAAAAACAUGGUGAUAAAAAUUCAUUCGAAUCCAUUGAAAAAGUCAACCUUGAAAGCAAAGAUAAUCAGACAGCUCGUAUUUUAUCCAUUCUUAAAAACCCAAACGGACACGAAUGGUUUGAACAUGGAGCGUUUGGCAUGGUCCUCUCCGCAUACGACAAAAAUUUGAAAAUCAUGACCGCAGUCAAACUAAUUGUGUCGAAGAAGAAGAACGAAACUGAUAAAGAAAGACAAAAAAGAGAAUUUCAAAAUUUAAAAGAUUUAAGGCACAAUAAUUUAGUGCAUGUUCUCCAAUUGAGAGAAAAACAGCUGGACUCUGAACAAAUCAAAGAAUUACCAGAAGAUUAUGAGGAUGACUUUUACUCCGGGUUGAAAUUGAUGCUGGAAGAAAAUGCGAAAGGAUUUGGUAUAGUGGAUGUUAUCUGCAUUGAAAUGGAACUUUGUGGCUCAACGCUACGUUGUUGGUUGGAUAGCCGUGCAGACGAUACAAAUAAUUCCAAACUAUUACUAUUCAAUACUCAAUUGCGCAUUAUUUCGGAUGUAUUGUCCGGCGUGAGAUAUCUACAUUAUAAAAAUAUUAUUCACCGGGACUUGAAACCUGGAAAUGUUUUCUAUGCAUCACAUCAGAAAAUGUUUCCCUUGAAGAUUGGAGAUUUUGGAUUAUCUCGAACCUUAGAAUCACCCGAGUUUCUUGAGACACAGGAUGAAAAAAAUGAUGACCAUUCCAAUAAUGAUUUAUUGGCUGAAAUGACAAGCUCUGUGGGCACCCCGGCUUACCAAGCGCCGGAAGUUCGUACCGGGAGGUAUGGAAAACCAGCCGACAUUUACAGUCUUGGACUAAUUAUUUGGGAAGUUUUACAAUUGCAUACCAAAAUGUCCACUGCCCAGAGAAGAAGUACCUUCAUGGAACUGGUUUAUGGCGGUGAUACUUCGUUAAUAAAAGAUUGCCCAGAAGUACCGAAUCUAAAGGAGACAAUCAAAAUGACUAAAACAAAAGUUGCGGAGCGAAUCCAGACCAUAUACGAGGUGCAACUAAUUGCUACAGAAAUCUGGGCCAAGUCAUCCGAAGAGUUAGAAGCGUACUUAAAAACAUUCCAAUCUGGGAUCACCAUUCAUCUGGUUGAAGCCGUUUACACGGGAUACUUCAUCUUUUAUCACUCUGGGGUCAAGUUGAUUGGAGAAGGAGAAAAUACCAUAGUGACCAAUGGGGACGCCACACCACUCGUGCUUCCCAAUGAUGUUACUGGCUGCACUAUAAAAAACCUGAAACUCAAAGCGUGUGGAAUAUCCUGGGCAGAAUCGACAUUGAGGGUGGAUGGGAAUAAUAAUCUUGUGGAAAAUAUUCAUAUUGACAACAAAAGUGGAAAAGGUGACUGUUUAAGGAUUGAGGGGAGUGGAAACCAUGUAUUCAGAUUGAGGGCAAGGAAUUCAGAAGUAGGAAUUCUGAUCGAAGGAGAAAGAGCGAAUGCAAACGUGCUGGACGAUAUUGAAAUCUCUAAUUGCAACAAUGGAAUAAAAGUCUUUGGAUUCUACCCGGGCACAGUUGACAACAAUAGAAUGAAGAAUUGUACAUUACGCAAUGUAAUUAAAGGGGUGGAGCUCUGGUCUGCAGGUGAAAGUAGUCUGGAAAAUAUUGUAGUAAAGCAUGACGCCGAGUUUGACCUUUUGGACAAGGUUGUUGUUGGAGUUGACAUGUUUUGGAAUACUAAUACCAUCAUUAAUAAUUUAAUAUGUAAAGGUCAUGCGUUUAAUGUUAAGGCAUAUGAUCAAAAUUUUGGGUUGAAAAUUAAUUGUUCACAGAAAUGCAAAAUUUCCAAUAGCAAUUGCGGACAGAUUAAAGUUGGGGAAUGGUGCUGCGAGAAUAUUGCUUUCACUGGGGUCAAUGGUGGCGACAUGAUUCAAAUCAUGGGAAGGGGCAUUCCUUUGUGGACUGCAGGGCAGAAAUAUUUUUAGAUAAGACUGAACCUGAUUCGAAAUUGACCUUGGUUGACAAUAAAUUCGGCUUCCUAAA